Platichthys flesus (European flounder) is the source of this 660-nucleotide messenger RNA. Its product is annotated as Golgi-associated plant pathogenesis-related protein 1-like. Gene Ontology annotation, cellular component: extracellular region. Lineage: Eukaryota; Metazoa; Chordata; Actinopteri; Pleuronectiformes; Pleuronectidae. The coding region runs from base 1 to 621 and encodes 206 amino acids. The transcript is spliced from 6 exons. The record is from RefSeq and is a predicted model, not a curated record.
AUGACGUCAUACAAAAUAGCCCCACCAGAAUUUCAGGCUAAAAUUUCAGGCGAACGCACCCAAGUCGCAAGAGGGGCCCUCACAACCACAGACAUAAUGGCAGAUGAAAGCUUUCAGAAGGAGUUCCUGGAGACUCACAAUGCCUACAGGGCGAUGCAUGGUGCACUGCCACUGACCCUCAGUAGCGACAUGAAUGAUUCAUCUCAGAAAUGGGCCGAUCACUUGCUGGAGCUCGGUGUCUUCCAACACAGUGAUACAAAACAUGGAGAGAACAUCUACCACAUGGUGGGCUCCGGGGCCUUGACAGGGAAAGGAGCUGUGGAUGCGUGGUACAGUGAGAUCAAAGACUACAACUGGAGCAGUCCUGGGUUUGGCAUGAACACUGGGCAUUUUACUCAGGUGGUUUGGAAAGACACCACUAAACUGGGUGUGGGUGUAGCCUCUGUUGGUACCAAUGUCUAUCUGGUUGCCCAAUAUUCUCCACCUGGCAACAUGAACAUGCCAGGAUACUUCGAGAAAAACGUCCUUGAGAAAGGUAGUGGAGGAGUGGAGAAAGGAACAGACAGCCCCCCCAGUGGGGAUUCUGACAAGAGCAAAAGGAAAUGUUGCACACUGCUAUAGAUGACCUAGACCAUCCCUCCUGCUGCCUCUUAAUAUUCC